Molecule: messenger RNA, 5458 nt
Organism: Magallana angulata
Lineage: Eukaryota; Metazoa; Mollusca; Bivalvia; Ostreida; Ostreidae
Exons: 14
Coding region: 40-2040 (666 amino acids)
Source: RefSeq, a predicted model, not a curated record
UAUUUUUAGUUUCGAUAUUUUUUUUCUCUGUCGUCAGUCAUGGUGGUCGCUGCGGUUAAGAAUAUCUUACUCCAUUUGUGCCUGAUAUCGAAUUUCAUAUUAAUUGGAAAUAAGGGACUUGCACAUGCCCAAAAUUGUUUAAAGUCAGCAGAGACGGUGCAGGUUGUUAAAAAUUGUCCAGAAAACCAAAGAGAAUGGGAAGAGGCAGCACAAAGAAAGAAUUGCUUAGUGAUACAGAAGUACGACAGCUGUUCCAAAGUGGUGUACCAUUGUUUGGUGAAUGAAUUUAGAAAUGAAACUAUUGAGGUUUGCACAAAUCCUAAAUAUUUACAAGGUUAUUGCCCACAUUACUAUUUGAAUGAAGCUAGAAAUGACUAUACCAAGGACUGUAAGGAAUACUCAUAUCCUUGUAACUGUUCCAAAAGAUAUCUCUCAUCAGAGGCAUAUAAAUUGCAAUGCUGCUUUAAUGGAACAAAUGGCGAUUCCAGAGAAAUUCUGAUUGACAACAAUUCAGACAAAAACAGCAAUGGACUUUUGGGAUUAUGGAUAGCUUUAGGAAUAGAAGGACUCGUGGGAAUUGUGUUUUUGGCAUGUGUGAUUUAUGGAAUCAAGUGUCAAAACAAGCCUUUAUGUGAAGCACUACAGAUAUGGAGGAAUAUUUCUUGCAAAUCACCGAUUUGUGCUUGCUUGUCUUCAGAUUGCAGGCAAGACAAACAUAAAAACGACUGUGAGUUGACUGAUCCAUCUACCCUCAAUUCUAUAGAACAAAAGGAGGAAAUCAAACCAAUGAUAAUAGAACAAAAGAAAGACGAUUUAAAUGCAGAAGAAGAUGAUUCUGAAUCAGAGACGGCUGCAACCUUAUCAUUUGGAGGAGGCAAUACUACCUCUCUAACCCCAGAAAUAAACAAAUCAAAUUCUAGAACAUCUGAAGUAGAUGGCCAUAAACCAGAGGCAAUUGCUUCACAAUUACCUUAUGAUGCCAACUCAAAUUUUGGAAAAUGUUCAUUAUUAACACUAGACUUAAAUGAGAAAUCAUUGAGAGAAAAUAAAUCUCCAGUUCAAGAAUCUGACCCCAGAGCAGAAGUUAUGUGUCUUAAUCCAGUGGCAAAGAAUAAUUACUCUUUAAAUGCAGAGAACACAAUGGUGCCACCAAAUGUAGAGCAGACCCUUGAUGAAAGAGUGAAACAUUUAGAAGAUCUAAAAAAAGAGUUGGAGGAGAGAUUGUACCUUGUUUUAGUAGGAGACAAUUGGUUUCUUGAUUACAAAGUUAGAAGCACAAAACAAAAAAUGCAAAACAUGAAAAGGAAUUCUUGUGGAGGCAUUCAAAAGCCUAACAUUACACUUGCUCAAUUAAAAAAAAACCGUGAUAGCCAUCGUAAAAAAGUUGGAAUGUUAGAGGAAAUUCUAAAGAAAAUGUUUCAAGCAGCAGAUGAGUUAAAAGGGGCCUAUGGCAAUCUUGAAAACUUCAUCACCAAACCUAAGCAAAAGAAAUCAGCUAUCAACUAUAAUGUCAAAGAUAAAGAAAAUGCAGUAAAAUCUGAAAACAAGUUGGCUGCAAGUAAUGUAAUUAAUUGGAUUGACAAUGAUGCUCAAGGUGACACUGAACACCAGAAAGAUUACAAUACUCAUGCGAAAGAAGAAGAAAUGCCCAUAAGGAUGCCAUUAUUUCAACCACCCAUGAAUCCAAAUAAAAAGGCAAAAGAAACUGUCUUCCGGAUGCCAGAUGAUGACAAUGGAGCCUCUGUUGUAAAAGAAAACCUAUCUGCAAAAGAUAGAACUAGGGAAUUGAUGAUAAAUUUUGAAAAUUGGAGAUCGGCAAUUCAAGAGGGUCGCUCUGGAAUAGAUAACAUGGAGGAGACGUUGUUGGAGAUUGAAGCUGAUAUUGUUAUUCUUAACAGGUUAUUUGAAUUUGAAAUUCCUGGACUUGAAAAUAAAACUGAAGAAGAAGGUCAACAGAAGGCGAGUAAUGUAAAUAACAUGGAACAAACAUUUGAAGAAUUAAAUGAAAUGUUUGAUGAAUUGGAAAAAAAUUACAAAUGAAUGAAGUCAGAGGAUCUGAUGAACUGAUCGAUAUUUUAAGUGUAUAUCAGUAUGGUAGUACAACGUACAUGUACAUAAGCAUCUUCGGAUUGUGAAGAAGCAGAGUGGAUCAUAAACCCUUGGCUUAUAGCAAAGAUGCGUGAGAAAUAGCUUGAGCUUGUGUUCAAUAUUUUCUCAGUUUUACAGCUGGAGAGAGUAUUUAAUUUAUUAAGAAGUAUUAUUUUUUAAUCAUAAUUAUAUUAUCUUUCAUGAAAUGUUGGAAUGUUGAAUAAGUAUUUUGUUUCUUUGCUUGAUACAUUUUACCUAAUCUUAAUUUGAUUUCUAAUAUACAUAAAACAAAAGUGGAAUAUCUAAUAUUAACAUUUGCAAAAAUUAAUUUUUGAAACAGCAUAUGAACCUUCUUGUUAAAUUGAACCAUAAAUGUAAUUAUAUGUAAACAUGUAUUAUGUUUUCAAACAUAAUACAUGGUGUCUAUUUUUGAUCAAACUGUGUUUUUUCUAAAUCUAUAUUUCUUGUACUUUUAACAUGCAUAUGUAAUUAUCAACUUUCAUUGAUAAAAUAUUAUUUUAUUAUUCUUACAAUAAUAAAACUACCAUAUACAAGAUUAUCCCCCCCCCCCAGGUAAUUUUUGGUUUUUUAGCUCACCUGAGCUGAAUGCUCAAAUGAGCAAUUGUGAUCACCUUUUGUAUGGCAUCCGUCUGUAAACUUUUUUUUAGGUCACCUGAGCUGAAAGCUCAAGUGAGCUAUUCUGAUCACCUUUUGUCCGUCGUCCGUCUGUCUGUCCGUUUGUAAACUUUUCACAUUUUGAACUACUUCUCUAAAACCACUUAACCAAAUUCAACCAAAUUUGACUCAAAGCAUUCUUAUGGAAAGAUUAAUAUAAAUUGCAUAAAUGAAAGAAAAAUUUUCAUUGAAAGCGGAGAAAACCUCAAAACUGUAAAAAAAGGGGGGUGCAUUUUAAAAAAUCUUCUUCUCAAGAACUACUGAGGCAAAUUCAACGUAAUUCAGCAUGAAUAAUCCUUAUGGGAAGGAAAAUAUAAAUUGCAAAAAUUAUGGGCUAAUUCUCUUUCAAAUCUGAGUUAUUACGAAAAUAAUAAGAAAGAAAAGGCGUGUUUCAAGCAAUUUAUAGCAUCCAUGAGUCUUGGUAAAAUGGGUAGUCAUGACCGGGCCAGGGCAAAACAAAAGAUUGACAUUUAUUAAUCUGCCAAUUUCAUUAAAAUUUCAAGAUAUUUACUGACCAGUUUAUUUGUAUUCGCUGUAAAUAUUGCUGCAAAAUAAUGCGUAAUUGGAAUUGACGAUUGCCCAUAUGUCCCGGCUUUUGUUUUGCCCCGGCCCGGGUUUGCUUACCCAUUUUACCAAGACUCGUAUUCCAUAAUUCUAAAACGAGGUUCUUUGUUUAAAGUAGCCAUGACACUAUAUGAUAAACGGGUCGAUCUGGCAAUGAUGAAUUUGUUUGUUGUGCAACAGUUCGUGUACGAAGGGAAUCUUUGAAACAUGCAAAAUACAUUGGUGCCGAUUUUGUGAAGUAAAUUGAGGCUAAAUAUUUCAAUGCGUUGACAGUUUUCACAUAUGACGGUGUUGUUAGCUUGUUGUGAUUUUCGUUUCGUUUUCAUUUAUGCUUUGCGUUAACCUGGUCACUGUCGCUUGUAUUUCCUGAUUUUUUACGUAUCAAAUCAAACAGACACUUUGGUAAAUCAAACAGUUUACUGUUUACCUUAAGCAACAUCUGAUGUAUUAAGAAAGAACUAAAAUGCAAUUCAUUCAGGCUAUCGGUAAUUCGGUAUCAUCUUUUGCGUAAUGGUAGAAUAAUGCAAUAUGUUUUGUUGAGAUGCUCGGCAUUUUCUCGAGUCUAUUCAGUUUAAAUAGAGUUUAAUAUCGCUGACGGAAAUAUGUAGGUAUAUACAUGUAUAUGAUUCAUUUUGAAAAAUAAAUUGUGUUCUUUUUUUGUUAUAGUGCAUGUUUCUUGUGUUUAAUUGUUUACAAUUUCUAUUUACUAACUAUAUUUGAGUGUUCGGCUUCGAAUUAUAAGCAAGAUACAGAGAUUUGCUAACAACUCUAUGUUUGUACACAGAUUUGAGGCCAUUCAUUUUUGUCCAAUUUAAAUGCCGAAUAGGAAAUACCAAGUUAAAAAUCUUAAGCUGAAUGUAAUAAACUCAUGUGAACAAAAUAUGACUAAAACCUAGCAAAAUUUUGAGCUCAUCUUGCUUAAUAUAAUUCUACGAUUGACGCUGAAAUUUUGGAAAUUCUAUAUGAAGUUAUUUAGAGUAAGUUAAAUACUUGUACACAAACAAAAUUAAAGAAUGAUAUGCUGUAUAUAACUACUUUCUUGGGCCCCCUCUUUAUACAAUGAAUAAUGUAAAAUGUGAGUAAAUAAAAACGACAUCGUUAAAACAGUUUCCAUAGUUCUGACACAUUUCUGUUGCGGGGAUAAAAGAAUUAUCGCUAUUCCUAAGAAAAUAUUACAGCGGAAAAUUAUCCUGGUUUGUAGCCAUUUGUUAUUUUUGAAUAAAAAUGAAAAUAAUGGGUGGGCCAUAGUAAAUUAGAGUGAUGUGCCUGUCAAUACGGUAAGCUCUUUAACAUGUCACGUGACAACAUUUUUCAUUCCAGUGUAUUCAUCAAUCAAGUGUGAGUAAAGUUAUAAAAGUCCCGAGUUUACGCGAGGUAAACAACAGUAAUUUAACUAUAAUGGAGAAAACAAAUUAAAUUGUUGAAUAUUUUAAAUUUGAGAAAUUGAGCGCAUUGAGAUGCACGUUUCUUCUUCACAUAUAUACAUGUAGGAUUUUUUUUGAUAAAAUACAAUAACUAUUAUAUUUUUUAAAAAAAUACAAUAACUAGUAAGUAGUUGAGGAAUAAAAUGUACCUAUAUGCUCUCAUAUAUUUUGAUCGCUUUUUUAAGUGGGGGAGGGGGACAGAACGAAAAUACAGGGAAUUAGAAGUUAUAUUACAGUGUACCCCUACCAAAUAUUGAGUUCUAUAUCUUGCGUAGGAUUUUCUUAUUCUGUGUAAAAACAGUAUUUCAUGAAGGUACAAUGUCAAAGAUUUCGUGUAUGCAAAAAUAAGUGUAAAAUUCGAAUACUUUACAAUAUUUACAUAUUUACACAUUUUGUCCGUCCGUCUGUCCGUAAACUUUUCACAUUUUCAACAUCUUCUCAAGAACUACUAGGCCAAUUUCAACCAAACUUGGCACAAAUCAUCCUUAGACAAAGGGGAUUCAAAGUUGUGAAAAUUAGGGGCACACCCGUUUUCAAGGGGAGAUAAUUAGAAAUUAAUGAAAAAUUUCGAGAAAUUUUCAGAAUCUUCUUCUCAAGAACCAGAAAGCCAGGAAAGCUGAAACUUGUGUGGAAGCAUCCUCAGGUAGUGUAGAUUCAAAGUUGUGAAAUACAUGACCCCCGGGGUAGGGUGGGGUCACAAUGGGGGG